AUGAGCAACAGCCACCCUCUGCGUCCGCUCGCCUCCGUGUCGGAGAUAGACCACGUCCACCUGCUCUCGGAGCAGCUGGGGGCGCUGGUUUUGGGGGAGGAGUACAGCGAUGUCACCUUCGUGGAGUCUCAGCCCCAGGCGGAGGUGAGUCUGGAGGAGACGCGGGCCGAGGCCUUCUCCAUGCUGCUCAACUACCUGUACACGGGCCGGGCCAGCCUGAGCUCGGCCCGGGAGGAGGUGCUGCUGGACUUCCUGGGCCUGGCCCACCGCUACGGCCUGCAGCCCCUGGAGGACUCCACCUCCGAGUUCCUGCGCACCGUGCUGCACACCAACAACGUGUGCCUGGUGUUCGACGUGGCCAGCCUGUACUCGCUGAGCGCGCUGAGCGCCGCCUGCUGCGCCUACAUGGACCGCCACGCCCCCGAGGUGCUCAGCUCCGAGGGCUUCCUCACGCUGUCCAAGACGGCGCUGCUGACCGUGGUCCGGCGGGAUUCCUUCGCCGCCACUGAGAAGGAGAUCUUCCAGGCGCUGAGCCGCUGGUGCCGGCAGCGGGAGGACGGCGCCGACACCGCGGAGGUGAUGGCGGCCGUGCGGCUGCCGCUCAUGACUCUCACCGAGAUGCUGAACGUGGUUCGGCCGUCGGGGCUCCUCAGCCCGGACGACCUGCUGGACGCCAUCAAGACCCGCUCCGAGAGCCGAAACAUGGACCUGAACUACCGCGGGAUGCUCAUCCCGGAGGAGAACAUCGCCACCAUGAAGCACGGCGCCCAGGUGGUGAAGGGCGAGCUGAAGUCGGCGCUGCUGGACGGGGACACGCAGAACUACGACCUGGACCACGGCUUCUCCCGGCACCCCAUCGAGGAGGACGGCCGCGCCGGGCUGGAGGUCAAACUGGGCCAGCCCUCCAUCAUCAACCACGUCCGCCUGCUGCUCUGGGACCGGGACAGCCGGUCCUACUCCUACUACAUCGAGGUCUCCAUGGACGAGCUGGACUGGAUCCGAGUCGUCGACCACUCCAAGUUCCUCUGCCGCUCCUGGCAGAAUCUCUACUUCAGCCCUCGCGUUUGCAGGGCUCUUCUGUACGGGGGCAUGAAGGAGUCUCAGCCCCAGGCGGAGGUGAGUCUGGAGGAGACGCGGGCCGAGGCCUUCUCCAUGCUGCUCAACUACCUGUACACGGGCCGGGCCAGCCUGAGCUCGGCCCGGGAGGAGGUGCUGCUGGACUUCCUGGGCCUGGCCCACCGCUACGGCCUGCAGCCCCUGGAGGACUCCACCUCCGAGUUCCUGCGCACCGUGCUGCACACCAACAACGUGUGCCUGGUGUUCGACGUGGCCAGCCUGUACUCGCUGAGCGCGCUGAGCGCCGCCUGCUGCGCCUACAUGGACCGCCACGCCCCCGAGGUGCUCAGCUCCGAGGGCUUCCUCACGCUGUCCAAGACGGCGCUGCUCACCGUGGUCCGGCGGGAUUCCUUCGCCGCCACUGAGAAGGAGAUCUUCCAGGCGCUGAGCCGCUGGUGCCGGCAGCGGGAGGACGGCGCCGACACCGCGGAGGUGAUGGCGGCCGUGCGGCUGCCGCUCAUGACUCUCACCGAGAUGCUGAACGUGGUUCGGCCGUCGGGGCUGCUCAGCCCGGACGACCUGCUGGACGCCAUCAAGACCCGAUCCGAGAGCCGAAACAUGGACCUGAACUACCGCGGGAUGCUCAUCCCGGAGGAGAACAUCGCCACCAUGAAGCACGGCGCCCAGGUGGUGAAGGGCGAGCUGAAGUCGGCGCUGCUGGACGGGGACACGCAGAACUACGACCUGGACCACGGCUUCUCCAGACACCCCAUCGAGGAGGACGGCCGCGCCGGGCUGGAGGUCAAACUGGGCCAGCCCUCCAUCAUCAACCACGUCCGGCUGCUGCUCUGGGACCGGGACAGCCGGUCCUACUCCUACUACAUCGAGGUCUCCAUGGACGAGCUGGACUGGAUCCGAGUCGUCGACCACUCCAAGUUCCUCUGCCGCUCCUGGCAGAAUCUCUACUUCAGCCCUCGCGUUUGCAGGUACGUUCGAAUUGUUGGAACUCACAAUACCGUCAACAAGGUUUUCCACCUGGUGGCCUUCGAGUGCAUGUUCACCCACCGCUCCUUCACCCUGGACAGCGGCCUCGUGGUGCCGGGGGAAAACGUGGCCACCAUCUCGUCCUGCGCCAGCGUGGUGGAGGGCGUGAGCCGCAGCAGGAAUGCCUUGCUCAACGGCGACACGCGGAACUACGACUGGGACUCGGGCUACACCUGCCACCAGCUGGGGUCCGGGGCCAUCGUCAUCCAGCUGGCACAGCCCUACUCCAUCGGGUCCUUAAGGCUGCUGCUGUGGGACUGUGACGAGCGUUCCUACAGCUACUACAUCGAGGUUUCCACCAACCAGCAGCAGUGGACCAAAGUGGUGGACCGAACCCGGGUGCCAUGUCGAUCGUGGCAAACUUUGAAGUUCGACAAACAGCCCGCGUCCUUCAUCCGGAUUGUGGGGACUCACAACACCGCCAACGAGGUGUUCCACUGUGUGCACUUUGAGUGUCUGGCCCAGUUGGACCCCUAACCUCUAACCCUAACCCUAACCCUGCUCCAUAACCCCUAACCCUGCUCCCUAACCCGGCUCCAUAACCCCUAACCCUGCCCCCUAACCCCUUCCC
Molecule: messenger RNA, 2671 nt
Organism: Menidia menidia (Atlantic silverside)
Lineage: Eukaryota; Metazoa; Chordata; Actinopteri; Atheriniformes; Atherinopsidae
Source: the annotation of a GenBank genome assembly